UAAUGGAAAUUAUUAAUAUCGCUGCUUUGAACUUGUCGGCCACCGAAGGCGACUCGGCGCUAUUAGUUUCCGUCUUAUUUUCGGCCGCCCUCGGGGGAAAUCGCUUUCUGGGCCACUUUUGAAUUGCGAGCUUCAAGCACCAGCGCGCUCUGCCACCUUCCACCUCAUCAGCGCCAGAUCGAAUCAGCCGUUGCAGUUGUGAGACUCACAAAGCCACACACCGCACGGGCUGUACUGGACCUGACGCCCCCCGGACUUUCAUUCGCACAUCUGCGCUUGGCUACGGGGGUGACGGACUUCUAGCCAUGGACCCGCUGCUGCCCGGGGAGGCGGACGCGAUGGAAGCAGAGGAAGACAAGGACGCAAAGAGGAAGAUCCAGUUCUCCGUGCCGUCGUCCGUGCCCCUCCAGCUGGACCCUCGACAGGUGGAGAUGAUCCGACGUCGGCGACCGACGCCGGCCACGCUCUUCAGGCUGACGGACCCCCCGUCGCCGGAGGAGGACAGCGGGCCUCAGCAGGUAGACCGGUUCCAAACCUGCAGAAUCAGCCAGCAGACCGGGUGGGUUCUGGGAGAAAACGGAGCCUUGAAAGCCAAGCUGGUUCACGCGUCCACCUAUCAGCCGCCUUCGCUUAAAGCUGUCCAGAGAAUGGCCCAGGCCCACCUCUCCUCCCUGGACAUGAGCUCUGUGGACAAUGAGGAGCCUUCCUCUGGAGAGGAAGAGGAGGGAGGUGAGAAACGCAGCCAGCAGGCAGCCUCAGCUGCAGGUGUAAGCGAGUCAGUCAAGGUUCAGUGUGCACCACCGGACAGUUCAACAUUAAGCGCUGACCUCGGCCUUCGCUGUGGCGAUGAAGAGGAGGCCAAAGAGGGAGGACAGCGGGAAUGACAAACGUAAACGCGGGACCGUGUCCCAGUAUAGAACCUGGUGGACGUAGAGAAAUGAACGAGGACUGUGGAGCACCUCAAGGAAUUAUGGGUAAACUCCAAUCAGCCGAGGACAAUGAACAGCAGUAAUGAUGAUCUCUGCGCAUGCGAAGAACCAGAUUCAGACUUAAAUUUGUGUACAUUUAAGUGGAGUGACAUCUGAAGAACUGCAUGCGUGAUACUAGCACAUGUAUAGUGUAUAUACAACCGUUUGUUACAGCUCUGUUUGUGUGUGUUGUGUGCAUAUGUGAGAGCGACUUACUGCUGCAGAGAAGCAGUCGUGUCUGGAGCUUGUAGUGUUAUGCCGUGUCAGGGUAUAAACGACGCACAACAUGGAGGCAGACAAUACAUGACAGCGUGACGGGUGCAGAAGGCCGCCGCCGCUGCACCGCUGCUGAACCCUCUCACUUUAAACCGCAUCAACUUUGCGGAUGUUUGAGCACAAGGGCAAGGAAAUCAAAGGAGGAGGGAUUACGCAUGAAUUCAGACCCGCAGAUUAAAUCAUAUGAGAUUAAUCCAACUAAUAACGCGGCGCAGUUUUUCCGGUUUCAUGUUCUGAAUGAGCUUUAUGUAACAUUACGACGUGCAGACGUGAUCUGCUCAGAGUAGCAGAAAUUGUUUGGACAGCUGGCGGAACCUGAAGCCCCCUAAAUAAUACAUUUGUGAUAAUGCAUUUUUGAUCCUGUACAUAAAUGAUGCGUUGUCUUGCUAAUAAAACAUUGUGAAUGAACAAGG
This is a messenger RNA of Betta splendens (Siamese fighting fish), 1657 nucleotides long. Its product is annotated as protein phosphatase 1 regulatory subunit 1B-like. Gene Ontology annotation, molecular function: protein phosphatase inhibitor activity. Gene Ontology annotation, cellular component: cytoplasm. The record is from RefSeq and is a predicted model, not a curated record. The coding region runs from base 306 to 884 and encodes 192 amino acids. Gene Ontology annotation, biological process: intracellular signal transduction. The transcript has 6 exons. Lineage: Eukaryota; Metazoa; Chordata; Actinopteri; Anabantiformes; Osphronemidae.